AUGUCUGCACCAUCGUUAGCAAGCUGGAUCUCCAAGAAGCCUGGACUUUUGAAGAUGAUGAAGCCGUUGGCUUCAUGGUAUGCUAAUGCUGCUGGAUACCGUCAGUUGGGAUUGAGAGCGGAUGAUUUGAUCCCUGAGGAAUCCGAAGAGGUCCUUCUUGCGCUUAAACGUUUACCGCAAAAGGAAGCUUAUGAUCGUGUUUUCCGUUUGAGAAGAGCUGUUCAGGAUUACCUAUACCUUUCACCUAUCAUUGCAGAAAUUGCAGCAGAAGCCAAGGAACGUGCUGAUUUGGAGUCCUUGACCAUUACCAAGAAGUAA
Messenger RNA from Sclerotinia sclerotiorum 1980 UF-70, 318 nucleotides. RefSeq lists its product as hypothetical. Lineage: Eukaryota; Fungi; Ascomycota; Leotiomycetes; Helotiales; Sclerotiniaceae. The transcript has 3 exons. The coding region runs from base 1 to 318 and encodes 105 amino acids. The record is from RefSeq and is a predicted model, not a curated record. Gene Ontology annotation, biological process: mitochondrial electron transport, ubiquinol to cytochrome c.